GACACGAAAAGCAAAAGUUGCACGUAGCAUUGUUUGAAUUCUUUGCAGAGUUGGUGUCGGAGUGCUUUUGGAGUGCUUGAUGAAACUGGACCUCAAAGCGUCACACUCGCAUGCGUAAUGCGUCCCACGACACCAAGACGACGAAAGGGAGCUGCUCCCCAAAAGCGAUCUCCCCCCGCCCCUGCACCAACUGUAAGGACUAGACGUGAUAGCGGACCAACAGAGGCCUCUCCUCGGAAGAAGAGGAGGUUCCGACCUGGCACAAAAGCCCUGAUGGAGAUUCGGAAGUAUCAGAAAUCCACCAACCUUCUGCUUCGCAAAGCACCCUUCUCCCGUCUGGUGAGGGAGAUCUGCAUGAGUUUCAGUCGACAAGACUUCAGGUGGCAGGCCUACGCUCUUCUGGCUCUUCAGGAGGCAGCUGAAGCGUUUCUGGUGCUUCUCUUCUCCGAUGCCAACCUGUGCGCCAUCCACGCCAAACGAGUGACCCUCUUCCCCCGAGAUCUGCAGCUGGUACGCCGCAUCAGAGGAGUGGAAAGACUCUGAGGCAAGACGGCUGCCAACCUGGCGAUGGCACAUUCAAGGAACUUCGUACAACCUUUUGGUAGGGGAUACCGCUGACAAUGGCUGGAGAGAAUCCGGUUCUGUUCUGGCCCUGUCUGAUCUAAAGUGGACUUAAAGAAUAACGGAACCAUGCCGGAUCUAAUCAAGAACCAUUCCACAGUCAACUACUCUGGUGGAAAGAGAUGCAAGUGCAGGGACUGCUUAUGGCUGCAUGGUCAGAGACACAGUCAUUUUAUUAUUUUAACAUAAUGUUCUUGGAGUUUUAAAGCUGUAAAUUAAUUGUGUGUGUGUGAACAAUGGAUGUUUUUAAUGUACUGAGUUCUUCAUUAUGUGGUUGCUCAGAGCUGACUGAUCAGCACAGUCAGACUGUGGGGCCACGUGUUGUUUUUUUGUUUUUCCUGUAUGUAUAAUACUCAUGCUGUUUGUAUGAAUAAAUUGUGAUACUUUUA
Alosa alosa (allis shad) is the source of this 1010-nucleotide messenger RNA. RefSeq names its product histone H3-like centromeric protein A. The record is from RefSeq and is a predicted model, not a curated record. The coding region runs from base 118 to 543 and encodes 141 amino acids. Lineage: Eukaryota; Metazoa; Chordata; Actinopteri; Clupeiformes; Clupeidae. The transcript is spliced from 5 exons. Gene Ontology annotation, cellular component: nucleosome. Gene Ontology annotation, molecular function: DNA binding; protein heterodimerization activity; structural constituent of chromatin.